Molecule: messenger RNA, 258 nt
Organism: Trypanosoma grayi
Lineage: Eukaryota; Euglenozoa; Kinetoplastea; Trypanosomatida; Trypanosomatidae
Exons: 1
Coding region: 1-258 (85 amino acids)
Source: RefSeq, a predicted model, not a curated record
AUGGAUUACCGGAAAGAAUGGGCCGUGCCGUUCGACGGGAUUGUGGCAGCACCGCCCAGUAUUGGUACAGACGUCCCUGUCGAUCCGCGUUCGUACCGCUUGAAGGCGUACCCGUUUUACGAUGCCCCAAACCCGCCCGAGUUUGUGGAGCGGCUGUUGAAGGACCGAGGUGUGCUGCCGGACUCCCCGGUGGAGACGGCGGAGCCCGUCGAAGACCCCGGGGCAAGUGACGGAUCAACGCACCACACCCGCCCAUAG